Molecule: messenger RNA, 3893 nt
Organism: Menidia menidia (Atlantic silverside)
Lineage: Eukaryota; Metazoa; Chordata; Actinopteri; Atheriniformes; Atherinopsidae
Source: the annotation of a GenBank genome assembly
UGAGGAGAGCUGGGUCUUUCGGUCAUCCGUGUUCAGAGUAGUCUCUCUUUUACCGAGUGGACUGAAAACAUGCACCGUCUCCUAAACAGGAUGCUUCCAGGCACAAAAUGUUGUUCGGAUUAAGCUUUUCUUCAGAAUGAAGCGCAGCUGCAUUUCUCCUGCUGGCGCUCUUUAGCGCGGACUGCGCACGGCUGCGCGUCUGGACGCAAAGCUCGGAGGAGAAACUGACGGAGAAGGUACAUGAAACGGAAGAUCUCCAGAUAUUGGGAACUAUUUGUCCACUUCCAGGGCCGUGCGAGACUUCGCCCGUCAGCUUUUGGAUGUCCAGUGCCUGUGUGCAGGAACGGUCAGCGGUCUGAGCUGAGUCAAAGUGCAGCGGGCACCUGCAGUCUGCAUUCUGUUGCUGCAGCAUGGGCAACUUUUCCAGCAAGGACAGCCAUGGACCCACGGCAGCCUACGGGGAGAGUUUCCACACUCCGCCUUCUUCUCCACAGAGUGAUGGGUCUGGUUUAGUUCCCAGUGAUCCCAAACUUCAUCCUUCCCCAGCAGUCCCAGCUUCAUCCUCAUCUUCAUUACCAUUCGUCACCUCCAGCGGGAAGAAACCACAGCAGAACACCCCAGUCACACCCAGCACUCCCAUCCCCCCCCCGGACUGGAGGCCUCCUCCACCAGUAAGCUCGACCAGCUCCCCAACUGGUCCCGGAGUUAGCUUGCUUCACAAGAAGACAGGAAGUACUUUGGCAGGCAGAGGAGAAGCUUCUCUAGCGAAAAAUGGGAGUCCCGUCACCAUUCCUCCAAGAACUUCAGUUCCCCAGGUCAAGAGUGGGACUGUCAGUCCGAUUAAGAGUCCCUCCACGUUGUUUGGUUCCUCAUCUCCCACCAGCACUCUGGGGCAGACCUGUAAGGAAAGAAACAGUGGUCUGAGUCCAUCUCUGGGUCGUGAAGAACGGGAUGGCCAGGACGGGGAUCUAGUGGAGCUGUUGGACGAGUGUAAGACAACACUUGGCAUCCCUGCCAGUCAAGACAAGAAAAUAAACACAACAGGCAAGGCUGCAAUUCGUUUUAACCAGAUUCUGAAGCUUUUCCUGACAGAAGUGAAGAGUUUAAAGAGUAAUUUUCAGACUGAAAAGGAGGAAUGGCUGCAGUUCCAGGCAGACCUCCAGGUGGCGGUGUCAGUGGCAGACCGGCUGAGGGCCGAGGCAGACGAAGAACUGACGGCGCUCAGAGCGGCCCACAAAGACAUGGAGAGGGAGCUGGCCGCCGCCCAGCAGAGACAGAGGGACGCCGAUGUGCGACUGGCCACCCUCCAAAGAGAGCUGAAGGAGAGCAGGCAAAGGCUGGCUGCUCUCAGCCAGGCCAAAGACCAAACCCAGGCUCCCUGUCAGGAGCCUGAGAGGCCCGUUUCAGAGUCCAACAAGACUGAGAGGAAAGAGGGAACAGAGAGGGGCAGAGAAAGGGGGGUUCACAGGUUGGGAGGAAAAGAAGUGGAAAGUAAGAAUCAGACUGAAGUGAUUAAGAGUGUUGUCAGUGAGGAUGGAAUGCUCUGUAAAGGUGUGGCCAAGCGUUACCUGAGAAACGUGACUAAUGAGGACAGAGAUGGAGCAGAUGCGCGGUCCAGUGAGACACGGAGGAUGAUAACUACAGAAAGGUCAAGAAGCCUGUCCAGAUUACCUGCCUCCUCAGACUCCCUUACCAUGCAAAACGGGACAUCCCAGUCCAACUCUGCUUCCACUUUUGGGCCCACAAACAAGAAUUCAGGACAAUUGAGAGGACGAAGGAGUCUGGAUUGUCAAGACAGCAAAACGACCAAUGAAACAGGUCAAUGUCUCUUCAAAAUGAUCAUACUUAUAUCGUCCCAGGAUGGUUUCAAUCUGCUGCUGCGUCGCCAUGGAGGCUCAAAGAGAAACUCGCUGCUCCGCUGGUGUCAGAGCCGAACCCAGGGCUACAAGAAUAUUGACAUUACCAACUUCAGCAGCAGCUGGGCUGAUGGUCUGGCAUUCUGUGCCGUGUAUCACACCUACCUCCCCUCUCACAUCCCUUACAGCACCCUCAGUCCAGAGAACAAGAGAGAUAAUCUCAGUCUGGCAUUCAAAACAGGAGAGACUGUAGGAAUUGCACAAUCUUUGACUUUAGAGGAGAUGCUGAGGGCGGGCGGUCCCGACUGGCAGAGGGUCCUGAGCUAUGUGGAGAGCGUGUACCGUCACUUUGAGAUGUGACUGCUGGGGCUAUGGACAAAUAACUCCAGAGUGGAUACUAAAAGACCCAUGCGAGGAAAAUACAACCAUUUGCAAAAAUAGUUCCUUCAACACUACUGUUGUUGGAGCUAAAUGACAUUUAAAGCUGCAGUUUGUAACUUUUUUGGCUUGAUGUUAAAGACUGGAAGUCUUUUGAAAGUGCAGUAAACAAUGGCUAAAAGCCUGCAAAACCAUAAUAUACAGACUAAGACAAUCUUCAGCUGUGCACACUAUGGCCAUUUCCAUUUAUUUUUUAUGUGACUUAAGGGAAGGUUGCUCAUGUAAUAAAAUGAGGGUAAGUGCACUGCAUGCACAUGCCUGCAUAACCAAGGCUGAGAGAAAGAAGGCAGCACAGCCGUGUCUUUUUUAGAAAGGUUACAUUUACAGCUGUAAGUUGUAGGAAGAUGUUAUGUUGCUGUAGAUGUCUCCACACUGGUACUUCACAGGCAGAAAGUACUGUAAUUCCUGAAAAUCUGUUAGCAGUUUUCCAACUGCUUCAUGUUUUGUAUUUGCUUUCAUGUGUGUUCCUUUCAAAGGAACGUUCUAUCUGGAUCUAUAAGCACUCUGUUAUUCUGCACUUUUGUCAGCACUUUGUGAGAGUCAGUGUGUAACAGUGGACAAAACAAAUGUCACAGAACUGCUGUGUUCUUUAGCGGCUCAACAAAAGCGAAGCUGCGGGGUGGUCAGAAACAAGUGAUGACUUAUCCAAGAUCAAGUUAAUGAGAUCGCGUUUUCUGACAGAGAACGCACUCACGGGGUUUUUAAAGGUGCCUUCAUGUUAUCACAAUUGUGCUAGAUAUGUGUAGUUGUAAACAGCAAGAUUGCAGUGGCAUAUUCAAGCCUAAACAGGUAUGCGUAUCCGGUUUUAACAUCAUCUGUCCUCCAACCUGCAUCCUCACAGAUGCGCAACGUGGUACUGUUAAGACACGUUUAAAGCUGUGUUUGUUGCCAAAGUUCAUGCCAAAUUUUGGAUGAAUAUGACUUCCAUGACAGAACAUGUUUCGAUGUAACAAGUGUGAAACCAUAAUGCCAAAGCAAUAAACUGUUGAAAGGUCGCUGAGCGUUGUGUAACCGUGCGAUUUUAAUACUUAACAGCUGGAGCAAAGAAAAGAAUAGGCAUGAACGUCCAUUUAUGGGCCUCUGUGAAGUUUUCUCUGCCCUUUUGUUUGUUGAGCUGGAACUGGGAGGAGGUUGUCUCAAAAGCUAUUUUAGCUUUGACUUUACUGCCCCCUGCUGGUAAUGACGCAAUGAUAGAUCAUCAUGCUCCAUUGAGAUUAAAUCCACAAAGUGGUUAGAUCCUGGUUCAUUCUGGACCCAUAGUGUAAGCUUAUAGCCUAUAAAAUGCUCCUUUUUUCUGUCCCAUUGAUUCAGUAGAAAACGAUUACAAGAGCUCGUUUUUCACCCAUCUCAGAUGCGUUUUAUGGACAAAUGUAAUUCGGUGCCUGAUUAUUCUCAUAAUUCAGUGUUGAGACAAACCACAUGGGUGCUGACCUGUAAUCUUUUGUUGUCACAAGGAAAUAGAAAUGUCAAGCCUGUUUACCACAUCACUGAACCCUGUUAAUAUUGUGUUGAUGUUCUUCGAGGAGGGCUCUUUCAUGUGUAUUCAAUUGUUUGCUAUGUGGAGAUUGAAAGUCAACAUCUAUUUAAGAAAAUAAAGAA